Molecule: messenger RNA, 1569 nt
Organism: Penicillium pulvis
Lineage: Eukaryota; Fungi; Ascomycota; Eurotiomycetes; Eurotiales; Aspergillaceae
Exons: 2
Coding region: 1-1569 (522 amino acids)
Source: RefSeq, a predicted model, not a curated record
AUGGGAUCAACAACACCGCCCAGUCCCGUCCUAGACGAGGACAAAUACCGAACAGAGGUACUCCAGAUUGCGUCACAGGAAGCGGAACAAGCGCGAGCGCAACAGCUUUCCGACGAGGCACAGCAGCUCGGUCUGAAGGUCCCGGAGAUCGAUGCGGCGCCGCUGGCUGCCUCGAUCGCCUCUGGAAUGGCCGAUCUUUCGUCGCCCGCUUUGUCGUCUGGAUCGUCUACCGAUCGAAACUCUGCCUGCGAUGGCUCUGUUACUCCCUCCCUCUCCGUCGAACCGACGUCGCCGGCACUAUUACCGUCCUCGCUGGAUCAGGUCGCUACAUCGUUAUCGCAACUUACCUUCUCUUCCGAGCGCGUGAAACCGAGCAGUACGCGAUCGCUAGCGUCUUUAUCGACCCGCCCGACGUCAUUUUGUUCCAGCGAAAGCCGCACAAUCAAUGCCGGGCUAGGAAUUCAAGAUGGACUUGCGAUCAAGGGAAACCGGAGUUCCAUGUUUGUUGUGGCGCCGGGCGAUAAGAAGGAAAAAGAGAAGGAGAGACGGCGGAGCAGCUUAAAGUCCGCUAUUGGGCGCAUUCAUUUCCGGAGGAAGCGAGCCCCAUCAGCUACGACGUCACCACCGACUGCACAAAUUACGAUAUCUAAAAGUGACGAAGGCGUAGAGCAGGUCUUUAUUGAGAGACCCAGCAACCCACCCGCCAGCAAUGCGGUCUCAGUCACCAGCACAAGCACGACAGAUUCAAUCCCAAAGGUGGAAGUGGAGAUCCCAACCUUCGAUGCAGCAUCCCUCCAAAGAAGUCUGGAUGACCCCGAACUAAGCGAAAUGAUGGAACGACACAAGAUGGAAAAGAGUCGGCACAUGGCAUUCCAAGAUGCCGCUCUUGAGACCCUCCGGCGCCGGCACCAAACUGCCGUUUCCGAUGCACAGUCUGAAAACCAGCGCCGGGAGGAUGAGAAACGAGAAAAGAACGAUCUUGACGCCAUCCGCAUAGAAGAACGCCAAUGCGCGGUAGAAAUGGAACAACAGAGAGAUUUCGAACGCGCAAAGCAAAACUCCCGCACCCGCAUUAAGCACAUGGAAGGAUAUUUCCGAAAUGCAAGCCCCCCGCCAUCCCCAGCAGACCGCUCAUCCGAUUCAGUCAUGUCUGGAUCCGAAGGCUCGGCCCCUGCGCGCCGAGUCACGCGACAACAACUCGAACAACUGGAGCAACAGUACCAUGCCCACGAAUCCAUGGACGCUCUCCAAGAAUCCCGCAUUAAAGUUCUUCGAGAACGCCAAGAAAAGAGACUUGCCGAAGCGAUUGCGCGGAUGGAACGCGAACUAGACGAUUUGUGUGACCAACAUAGCAAACAAAUUGCUGCGCUUCAAGCUGAACACCGUCGCGAAGAAAGUUCGCUUAUCGAUGAACUGCAGGUGAAAAAGACGGAUUUGCGGCAGAGAUGGAACUUGGAAGAAGCCAUUUUGCGCAAGCGGUUGGAAGAGAAACAUGGCCAGGUUUAUGGGCCUUUGCCGCUUAUUUCGUUCUGUGUUGAACAUGAACCUGAUGCUGAGAAUAGCAUAUAA